Messenger RNA from Adineta ricciae, 1218 nucleotides. The record is from the annotation of a GenBank genome assembly. Lineage: Eukaryota; Metazoa; Rotifera; Eurotatoria; Adinetida; Adinetidae.
AUGCGAAAGCAAAUCUACGAACAGGAACUUCAGAAAGAACAAGAAGCAAAACAACGUGUUAAAGAUGAUCUUAUGAGUGCGCUGCUUCAUACGGAAGGGAAUGUCGAUCAGGUAUUGAAGAAAAGUAUCGAAGAUCUGGAGAAACAACGGAAAGAAGAAGUUCAACCGAUUCUACCGAAUAUGAUCAGGAGAGAAGAAGAUAUUCUAAGUUCAUUGGCCAACGAUCAGAUUCAACAUAGACUGUUUGAAUACACACCACCAACAUAUGAUCAUCAAGGGCCGCCUGUUCCCGAUCGAGCAGAUCUCGAGCAGCUAGGCUAUUUGGAUAACGUUCGUCAAGAAAGACCAGUUGAAAGAGCCGGUGGUUACACGCGAGAAUAUCCAUGCUUACGUGCGAUUCAAGAAGCAUUCGAUAUGUUAUUAUUUAUUGAUCUAAAAUUUGUCAUAAAUAUGCAAUUAACAUUACCUCUAUCAUUGAAAGGUAUAACCGAACUCAAUCGAGAUGAGUUCACUCAAACAAUUCAAGUUCCAUACGUGAAUAUUCCUGGCGAACAUAUUCGUUCGUCGAAAUGGAAAGAUUAUUUACUUACACUACAUUCAUUCAAGAAUGUUCGUGAUCUAGAAGGACGAUUCAAACAAGUUCUAUUCGAUCCUGACAUAAUCAAGACAAAAAAGGACAUUAUUGAACGCAUUCCAUCGAUCGAAGAGUUUGUUGAACAAUCAUUUGAUUUCACACAAAUUUCAAUCACAUAUGACAAUUAUACCAUUGAACAAGUGAUCAAAGCGAUUAUACCAGACGAUUUAAUAACCGAUAAACGAGUUAAUACUGGAUCGGGUUAUAGUAUUAUUGGACAUAUUGCUCAUUUUAAUCUUCGAGAUGAAGUUUUACCGUAUAAGCAUAUCAUUGCGCAAGUGAUACUUGAUAAAUUAGUAAACGUUAAAACCGUUGUGAAUAAAUUACAUGAGAUCGAUUCUGUUUAUCGUAAUUUCGAUUUGGAAAUCAUCGCCGGUGAAGCAAAUACCAUUGUGCAAUGUCGAGAAAGUAAAGCAACAUUUCAAUUUGAUUUUGCUAAAGUCUACUGGAACCCUCGUUUGAGUACUGAACGCGAACGUAUUUUUGAAAUUCUUCGUCCAAAUGAUCUCGUUAUCGACGUGUUCGCUGGAGUUGGACCGUUUGUUGUUCCUGCAUCGAUGCUUGGUUGUACUUCCUUUAUAUAA